Ceraceosorus bombacis is the source of this 1749-nucleotide messenger RNA. Lineage: Eukaryota; Fungi; Basidiomycota; Exobasidiomycetes; Ceraceosorales; Ceraceosoraceae. The record is from the annotation of a GenBank genome assembly.
AUGUCAGGGGUCACCCAAAGCGCAAAGAGAGCGACAUCUACCAGUAGUACAGUCACCACUGACAUGUCAAGGGUAACUGACACUACAGUCAUUGUGCGCGCAUAGCAUUGCUGUGCGGCACAGGAGCUUCUUCACCGCAUCUAGGAGUGGGCUAGGGACGUACUCACCUGCUAGAAUGCCACUCUGCAAUGCCCACAGGCCACCACUGACAUGUCAGGGAUCACUGUAACAGCAAGUCUUGCACUCAAUGUGCGCACUGUAGAGCAUGAAUUGGUGAUCUUUUCACAGUCUCAUGUAAAAUGUACUUGACACAUCACUGCCUGGCCCUGACCAUCACCCCAAUGCGCACACCAAAGGCCCUGGUACACCAGUCUGAUCACACUAUUGAUGUCCCACCCAGGGACAUUGUUGAUGUUGACUCUAUCGGCUGCCCUGUGCGCAUUAUGGACGCGUCAGAGCGCGCAUCAGUCACGUGCAUAUGCAUGCCUGAGGGCGCGCGCACAAGGUCACGUGCAUUUGGUCACGUGGCCUGAGCUCUUGCGCCAAGACCAACUUCAGUUGCUCAUAUCUCAGUCAAUAUUGCUCCAAUUACGCCCAAACUUUGCAUGGCAGACUUUAUUGUACUCCUCUAGGGGCUGCUGCUUUAGGCCUGCAAUUUUUCCUUGUGCUCAUUGACCUCACCAGCCAAAUGUUGGGGUUUUGCAUGGUUUUUGGUGAUUUUCUCAACAACCAAGCAACUCUGAUGGGUGUCACUGGCAUUAUUUUGAAGUGCUCUUUGGUCUCUACAAGAAAGUUGCUCUAACUCAAAACAGACUUUCGUGGGACCCCCUUGUAACCCUAACCCUAACCCUAACCCUAACCCUAACCCUGUCGCCUAGCGCCUCGCGCACUCCUUCCUCCUGGGAGCGUCUCAGGACCAUCGAGUCGCUCCUCUCCAACCUCCAACGCACCACCGUCAAGCAGAAACGCAAGCUCGACGCAUUGCGCAAAGCGGCUGAAACAUCGGCCGCUAGCGACGCCUCGGCUCGCCGAGACGCUCGUCUCCGACACACGGAGACAGGGCCGACUCAUCGUGUGGGGGCGCAUUUGCGCCCUGUCGACCCUGUCGGCCGACCCUUUGGGGUCUUCGGUCGGAGCGCGUCUCCAGCUCCUGGCCCCAUUGGGCUAGCCGCUUCCAGACCCGUGCCACCGCACAUUUGGCUGGGUCUCACCGGUCGAACCGCUCCCGCAGCCGACCCUCUUCCCUGUCAAGCCGCCGCCGCCCAGCCCAAACCACUCGACAAAGCAGCCUCGAGUGAGAACGGUGGCUAUUAUGACGACGUUCUUUCUUUGUUCUCGUUCCCCUCCAAAGGCGUCAAGAUGGAGGCACCGAAGUGGGAAGGUCAGCCCAAGACCUUCGAGGACUUCAUUUACCACGCGGAAGUUUACUUCAGCGUGAACCAAAUUCCUCGAAAGGCCCGACCUUCUCUGGCCAUCACCUUCCUGAAGGGUCGUCCUCGGGAUCUGAUGGUCACUAUGGUGACUGCCUACCGCCGACAACAGGAAUCCCUGCGGUCAAGCGGGUCGGCAGUGCUGCACGUGGACCCUGCUCCUCUUCGGAAGUGGUCGUCGUUCAUCGACCAUCUCCGCACCAUGUUCCUGGUGAACAACCCCUCGGCCGAGGCCAUCCGCAAGCUGCAAGAAAUGCGGCAAACGGGCAUGGUCAGCAAUUACGUCUCUCGGUUUCAUACCCAGGCCGCAAUCGCCUAG